AAAAUGAUCCCGGACUAUGCGAGCAUAUCUCACGCAAUGUUCCGGUAUCCGGACAUCGGAACGUCUCAAAUGGGGUCCCACAUUACGAUUCUGAGACCCCGGGACAUUGUCUCCACCCCCUCCGAUGUGAUUUCCACAGCUGCUUCUUAUUUCAACUCAAAUGAUCAGAACGAAUCAACUUGGACACGCAGAGCCAAAUUCUUUUUCCGAAUUUUGAGUUUUUGUUUAGGCCCAGCUAACAUUUGGCGGUUCCCGCAGCAGUCGUUUAUUUACGGGAAUGCGACAUACAUGUACUUGUAUAUUUUGUACAGCUGGAUAAUUGGGGUGUCAUUGCUGGUGUUUGAGGUCAGUCUCAGUCAGUAUUUUAUGAAGGGUUUCGCCAAACUUUUCACUCUUUGCCCCAUCAUGGAAGGAAUAACACUUUCGAUGGCAUUUUACUGCAUAAUUGCUACUUUGUUGUACAGUAUGAUAUGUGUAUACUCUUUCGUGUAUGUCUUUACCGGAUUUCACCCAAAAAUGCCCCAUUCGUACUGUUCCGAACCCAUUAAAACAUACGGUUGUAAAACAAAUUAUACGAACUUUACCGACUCCCCCGAAUUCAUCUUCUUCUACAAUUACGUGGAAAGGUACAGAGACGCAGAUGCAAAUUACUACAAUUGGCGAAACGCUGUCCUUUUGGUUUUUAUUUGGCUUAUAAUUCUCUUCAUCACUUGGUUCAGUAUUUUGCGAUACCAUUGGGUCGUAAUAAUACACAGCGUUUCAGUUUUUUUGAUACUAAUCUACGCCGCAACUAUUGGUCUAGUAGUGGAUUCAAAGAAUGGUGUUUUUCCGGGAAUCACUCGAAUGUUUGUUCCGACCACAAAUGAUAUCCUCAACAUUCGAACUUGGAUAUAUCCCUUGGAACAAAGUGUUGUAAGUCUUGGUGUAGGUGCAGGUCCCUUGAUCACAAUAUGGUCUGUCUCUAAACUAAAAUACUGGACUCCUUGUGACACUCUAACGAUAAAUGUGAUCACAUUUAUUUGUAGUAUAUUAUCAGCGAUUGUUUUCUUCACUUCUGCAGGACUUUUAGCCGAUCAGAAGAAAACAAUCCCAGAAAAACAGGAAGAACUUCACGUUCAUGUUUUGUACACUCCCCUAUUCAACAACAUGAAGGGAAAUGGCGCAAGUAACUUCAGCGUGAUUCUUUACUUCUAUGUGUUAUUUUGUAGCUGUUUAUACUCUUUGCUAGAAUAUGUCCAAAUUUUGCUUCUGUACAUAAGUAGUUACGUUCUAAUCGAUAGGAGAAGACGCAAAAUAAUUAUAGUUGCUACCUGUUUAUUUCUGUGCGCAUUUUCGACGAUUAUUGGUGAUUUCAAGUGGGGUUUCGCUAUUAUUAUGUCAAUUAAUAAGAACUUUAUAGCAACUGCUUUACUUAUAAUUCUCACUUUUGAGCUACUAUCAGUGUCAUAUUGUUACGGUUUUCGGAAUUUUUGCGACGAUAUUGAAUUUAUGCUAGGUUUUGUUCCUAACUACUUUUUCCAAGUGACGUGGCUGCUGUUACCAGUAGUGUUUUCUGUAUUUUCUGUAGUGUCCCUUUACCUCAAAUUUCACGAGAUCGAAAACAACGUUGACGUAGUAAUGUUGACUUUAAUAAUAUUAUUUAUUAUAAUGCCAGUGGUUUUAAUUGCCACUAUCAAGUGCAUUGUUGGAAUAAGAGACAUGGGCAUAAGAAGGGUGUUAAAUCCUCGUAGGAACGAGUCAGAUUGGGACACUGAUUCGGUUCGUAUUUCACCGACAAGUUCAAUAUUAGAUAUUCAUAAAGAUUCCCUCCAUAAUCUGCGAGGUGAAGUCGGUAGUGAAUACGUAUCGACUCAGAAUAUUUCAAUCGCGUCGGAGACGGAUUAUGCCAGCAUGAAAAGAAGACAGAGCAAAGCGACUGGCUAGAGAAUUGUUUUUAAUAAAGUUCGUUUCAUGAAACUCUCUUUUACAAAUUUCAUGCAAGUCAGCAUUCGAGGACUCCCGAAAAACCACACACGUGUUAAAAACCCUCCUUUUAAAUCGCGUUUAAGACGUUUUAAGAAGAGUUCAAAACAUAUUGUGAUAUGCGUGACCUGACAUUUUUCCUCCAUGAUUGAUGAUUGAAAAAUCAUUCCCAAAUCCAGGUGCAUUUUUUCACUUCCUUGCAAUUUCAGUCGCGUGGUUAACAAUAUGGCCAUUUCCUAAUCAAACCAUCCCCUAUUAAACGAAAAAAGGGCGGUUUGCGCGUGCUUUGCACGCUCUCAUGGGGAUGCUAAUAAUAAAAAAACGCAGGGUGCAUUUUACGUGUGUUAUAUACUUCUAGAUUUACAUAGGGGUGUUGCACAUACAAUGGCCUCAACGAAGGGGAUUUUUUGCUGGGGCUAUUUUUAAAAGAUGUGGGGAUUUUUUGCAAGGGCACGUGUAAUCUUGACAUAAGGUGCGUGUUUUUUGGACCUUUUUUCAGGGCUUAACAGGUAAGUGUUUUUUAUGCCCGGUUCAGGUGGCUGCAGGUUGGUGUUUUUUCUGGAUUUAAUUUGAAAAAUAGUGGGACUCGGUUCUUGGAAAUCGGCUGUGUCACUAAAACGGAAUUCGGCUUUUUCUCAACUUGGCGGUAAGUCACAUUCAGUCUUUUGGCAACAAUAAUGGACCGAAUAACCCUAAGUAGCCGUGUGCAGACCACCACCUGCCGUUUACUGACCGCUGGCUGCGGUAAAAAAUGAAGAAGUGUGCCUGGACAGCUUCUGGUUACCGAAAAGUUCUGCAAGAUUUUGCCUGAGUCUAAUAACACUUAGACAAUCAAUUAUUUUGAUAAAUCACAAUUACACAUUGUAAUAAUUGAACCGUCAGGGAUUUAUGUGGUCAAUGCGUUUUUUAGAUUUAUCAUGAUGUUUACGGUUCAGCUGUAGGAUGCUUUUAGGAAGGACAAUCGACAGGAUCAGAUAAGUGUGGAUGAGAUCUUUCCAGCAAUUUACAAAAACUGUUUAUUCGGAGACAUGUAUAGAAUUGAUUGGGCAAAAAAUGCAAAGAUAAGAUCGCAGAGAUAGUGGUGGCAAGUUCCCCAUUUAAAUAGUUGAACCUUAGUGUUUAAAAAAUUAUAAUAAAUAAAAAAAUUGCAAAAAUUGUAAAAUGUGUAUGGUACUUUUGUAAUGGCACAGAAGCGACCCACAUUUUUUACAUGUGCCCAACCUUCCAUUUUUAACAAAGAGAUCGAAACGAAGCUAAACCUACCACUUUGAAUAGGUUCGGUUCUAUUGAAAUUUCGCUUUUUUCUCGGUUUCAAAAAUGUGCAUCGACUACUUCAGUGAGUGGUCAAAUCUUUUCAUUGAUGGUUCAGGCAAGUACUUAUUGCUGCAUACCAGGAGAUUAAGGGCAGUCUCACCGUUUCCAUUCAAAAAACCUUCACAAUGUUUCUUUUUACCAACAUUUGCAAUCCAUAAUAACUCCUGGUGGAUAAUUAUUUUAGAAGAGGAAGUGGAAUUUUGCGGCCAUAUUUACGCACGGGACCACUGUCCACAUAUCACGAGACUGGGGUCCAGCACCUGGCUAGGGCCGCACAUGUGCCAUACAAAAGGACCUAAAUCGUGACAGCCCGACGAUUGUCACUGAUAUUUUAUUUAUUAGCCUAUAGAACACGAGCGGACGUUUUCAUUCGUUUUAUAUCGGUGGAGAUCAAAAUUUGUUAAAAAUAAGCGUAAAAAGAGGACAAAGCACCAGAUCGAAAGAUACGGCACGAAGUCUGGAAAUUGGAAUUUGGAGAAAAAAAACAUACUUUAAAAUUUUGUAUGUAACAUUGCCACUAGUGUAUUAUUUUGUUUUCGCGUGAUGGUUCAGCCUGCAGCCCUUAAAACAAAUAAAUAAUUCAAUAUAAAAAUUUCGAAAAUAUUUUAUCAAUUUCUUGGGAUCUCUGACAAUUUAAAUUUGUUUUUAUCAGAGAGGUUUGACCAAACUUAAUGCAAUAG
This is a messenger RNA of Tribolium castaneum (red flour beetle), 3956 nucleotides long. RefSeq names its product sodium-dependent noradrenaline transporter. Gene Ontology annotation, molecular function: dopamine:sodium symporter activity. The record is from RefSeq and is a predicted model, not a curated record. The coding region runs from base 4 to 1923 and encodes 639 amino acids. The transcript is spliced from 13 exons. Lineage: Eukaryota; Metazoa; Arthropoda; Insecta; Coleoptera; Tenebrionidae. Gene Ontology annotation, biological process: dopamine uptake involved in synaptic transmission; sodium ion transmembrane transport. Gene Ontology annotation, cellular component: neuronal cell body membrane; presynaptic membrane; plasma membrane.